UAGUGCGCAUAUGUAGGGACUAAGACGCUGCUUGGGACGCAGGCGGUUAGUGAGCUAAGAUGGCGGCGUGUAUUACAGCGAGCCGGCGCGGGGAGACUCUUUAUUCUACUCAAAAUGAUCUGGUGCCGGAAUGGCAAAGGCAAGAAGUCAGCACAGGGACCACCAUCAUGGCGGUGGAGUUUGAUGGCGGUGUGGUGAUCGGAGCAGACUCUCGUACCACCACUGGAGCCUACAUUGCAAACCGAGUGACUGAUAAACUCACCCCGAUCCACGACCGUAUCUUCUGCUGCCGCUCGGGAUCUGCGGCCGACACUCAGGCCAUCGCAGAUGCCGUCAGCUACCAGUUGAGCUUUCACAAAACUAGUCUCGAAACGUUUUGA
Messenger RNA from Silurus meridionalis, 380 nucleotides. RefSeq names its product proteasome subunit beta type-6-like. The record is from RefSeq and is a predicted model, not a curated record. The transcript is spliced from 3 exons. Gene Ontology annotation, cellular component: proteasome core complex. Lineage: Eukaryota; Metazoa; Chordata; Actinopteri; Siluriformes; Siluridae. Bases 60 to 380 code for a protein of 106 amino acids.